Messenger RNA from Metopolophium dirhodum (rose-grain aphid), 1754 nucleotides. Its product is annotated as histone H2B-like. Lineage: Eukaryota; Metazoa; Arthropoda; Insecta; Hemiptera; Aphididae. The coding region runs from base 40 to 420 and encodes 126 amino acids. The transcript has a single exon. The record is from RefSeq and is a predicted model, not a curated record. Gene Ontology annotation, molecular function: structural constituent of chromatin; protein heterodimerization activity; DNA binding. Gene Ontology annotation, cellular component: nucleosome.
UUCAGUCGUCAACAAGUUUUCUAUUUACAACUAUUCGAAAUGGCUCCAGGAGGAAAAUCGGCGGGCAAAGCAAUGAAGAAGUCGUCCGGCAAGGCACAAAAGAACAUCGCCAAGUCCGACAAGAAGCGCAAGCCCAAGAGGAAAGAAUCGUACGCAAUCUACAUCUACAAAGUGUUGAAACAAGUACAUCCCGACACCGGAGUCUCGUCCAAAGCCAUGAGCAUCAUGAACAGCUUCGUCAACGACCUGUUCGAGCGCAUCGCCGCCGAAUCCAGUCGUCUGGCCCACUACAACAAACGUUCGACCAUUACCAGCCGGGAAAUCCAAACUGCCGUCCGACUCUUGUUGCCCGGUGAAUUGGCCAAGCACGCCGUCAGUGAAGGAACCAAGGCUGUGACCAAGUACACCAGCUCCAAAUAAGUCUCCCGUUUUGUGAAAUAUCAUUACUCAACUAAAACGGCCCUUUUCAGGGCCACCAAUCGCUAUAAAAUUUCUGUUCUCUAACAACCAUUAUUUUUGAACUAAAACUAUCGCACGUAGAAUAUUUUGAACAUUUGCAGUGUGUACAGAGCGGGGAGCACUGCGUGAUUAUCGGGAUAAUUAAAAAAGAAAACAACGAAAAAAAAAUGCCGUCCGGUUACGUGAGAAAUUUACUAAAACAUCGAGUUCUUCUUUGAUAGAAUGAUAUAAUAUCGUGUGUAUUAUUAUAAAUGCGAUGGAUAUUAAUAGACGUUGUGCGGGUUUUACCGUCGAAAACACGAGAUUCGGCAAAAACAUGCUAAAAAUAACCAAUCUUAUGGGCACGGCAAAUUUCAUUAUUAUUAUUUAACUGUCGGUCGAUCCGUGGUAAUGAAAAAAUUAACGUUAAUAUAUAUUUGAGCGACUGUGAGUAAUAGCUAUACCUAACCAGACUGUAAUGUCAACAUGGGUCUUUCGGGUUUUUAAUUAGGUACAAUCGGUAUCUUACGUAAUUGAAGCCAUAUAAACACCGAGAAUCCUGGAUAAUUAUUGUUUAUUUAUCGACUAUCAGUAAUAAAAAUAUAUUUAUAACAAUGUCAAUGUUUACUCGGUAAAUGGCGUACCUAUUCAUCAAACUUCCCCAGAACGCGGGACAAAAGUAUCUAUAAAUAAACAGACGAUAAUCGGCUGCUAGUGUCGUGUAUAAUUAUAAUGUAUGUUUUAUACGUCGUGGUCUCGUGGAUAUUGUUGCACUGUUGAAUUAUUCGAUUCCCGACAGUUAUCCAAAUUAAAUAAUAUAGUCCAUCCAAAUAACAAAAAUGACCAUCCGCCAAAUUCUGGUUCAAGUGCCACGGUUGUACCAAAAGUACGACAACGGCAUUGUAAUAUUUUUAACAUUAAAAAAAGGGUUUUUUUUAAUUUUUAUUAUAACAUUAUCAUAAUAUCCCAGGUGGCAAGAUGACAUUUUAUUUUAUUUAUGAUAAAAAAAUUAUAUUUUUAUUUAUAUUUUCCACACAUCUUACAAUAUUAUUAUUAAAAUAUUUUUACUCUUUUUGAGCUAUUUAUAGGUACAAGUAAAUUUCGAAUUUUAUUAGAUUUUUUUUUUAACCUCAAAACCUAUAGAUAAUAGGUGUAGCUAAAUAACACAAAAUUACAACGUGCAAAAUUUACAAUUUCACAAAACGUAUCAUUGAAAUAUGUAGUAAUAUUUUACUGGUGACAUAUACAUUGGUGACACUGAUAAGGGCUCAAGAAAAAUUGGUUGUUAUUGAAUAAUAAACUCGAAUGAAAUUUUA